GAAGCGAAAAAAUUGCAAAUAAUUCCCACGCAGGCAGAAAAAUUAUUUUUUGUGGUUUUCUCGGGAUUUUUCGCGAUUUUGGCUGAAUUAUUUUACACGGUAAUUAGCUAAAUCUGCAGGAAGUUUUCUUUAGCAGUCAGGAAGUACAUUGUGGGGGAGGAAAAUUGAAGGAAUACGAGCACCAUGGCAACCACGGAGGAGCAUCAGGGCAUCACAUUCAAUUUCUCCCAUUUCCGGCUGGAGAGAAUCCUCAACAGCAACACGAGUACCAAGCUGGUGUCCCUCCUGGGGCACUUUACGGAUUUGAGUGAGGAAAAGUGGGCUGUGGUGAUUUUGGAGAAGAAACCCUUCACGGAGGAAGACCUAACCUCAAAGGGGCUAUUCAGUGAGGCAACAAAACUCCGGGAGGAGUUUGUGAAUGAUAUUUAUGGGAAUUUUGACUGUUUUCCCCAGCCGGAAAUCAAUAGUGUGAAGACAACGGUAAUCUAUCCGGCAACACAGAAGCACAUUGAUAAGUACUCCAAGCAGGAAGUUCACAUUGUCCAGGAAACCCAGGAAUUGUAUCAGGAGGUUACACUUAAACACAUUGAGAGGGAACAGUUUUCACUAGAGUGGCUGUACAACAUCUUGGAGCAUAAAAAGGAGAAGGAACGGAUAAUUUUUGAGGAUCCAUGCGAGGAGACGGGGUUUAUUUUACUCCCGGAUCUCAAGUGGGAUAACAAGAAUCCGGAGACGCUUUACUGCUUGGCUCUGGUCCGGAAGCACGGCAUUAAGUCCGUGAGGGACCUCAAUAGCAACCAUCUGCCGCUUCUGCGGAAUAUCCUGACCAAAGGUGUAGCUGCUAUUGAGGAGAAAUAUGCCGUUGGGCGUUCACAGCUUCGUAUCUACCUGCACUACCAACCCUCCUUCUACCACCUUCACGUUCACUUCACCUACCUGAAGCACGACGCUCCGGGGAUUUACUGCGAGAAGAGCCACCUCCUGGAUACGGUGAUAAGCAAUAUUGAAUUAAUGCCGGAUUACUACCAACGUGCCACGUUGUCUUUUGUCGUGCGUGAGAAUGAUCGCCUCUGGGAUGACUUCCGCGGAGACUCCCGGAAGGCCAUCAAGCACGACUAAGUGCUUAAGGGGCGUGCUUAUUGAGCACCGUCCCAGAUUGCAAUCUGCGAGCAUUUUUAUCCAUCUCGAGGAGACAAUUAGUGAAACGGUGAGGGUUAGUCUCAAGCCCACAGAGAUCACCCUGAGCUUCCCCUGUGACAACAUCCGGAUCCCCCUGGAGCACUUCCAGCUCAACAUUCACACCCUGAGCUCAAUGGUGGCCACUGGGAGGCACAUUAGCUUCCGGAUCAGCACAAAUGUUGAUCAGUUUGACGAAGAAAUCCUUCCAGGGGGACCAAGUACAGCUGGAAUCACUUCCGGACUCGCAAUUCCCAUCAAUUUGAAACCAAAUCGUGACUUUGGCAUCAUCUGUGCCAAUUGUCGUGCAACCCUCACGUGCCAGGAGAAGACCUUCAUCCGUCGCAUCCUUGAACUCCCCUCAGAAACAUCAGAUGCAUCCGAUUGGUUCUGCCACAGACCCUCAUCGAGCACCACAAGCGCCUUCACCCCCAAAUCCGAUGAAAUCUUCUACGGGAACUACCUCUUCACCCUCCAUCGGAGCCAUCUGACCAAAGUUCGUGAAAAGGGCCCCCUUAUCUUCUGCCGCCGAUGCCUAGCGCUUCUCGGGAAGACACUCGAUAGCAAUCGUGUUAAGCUCUGGAAUGACAGCAUCCUCUUCCACACCAAUAAUGGCCAGGAGGGCCCACUCAUGCCAAAUGCAAAUCAAAUCCAAAAUUUCUGCACAAUUAUCCGGAAACUUCUUGUGGACUUCACAAUGGCCGGUCUCUGUGGUCUUGCGCAUUUCCACAAAAUAAUCUUCACAGCUCAUCUCCCCAAUGGGCAGCCAUAUCAUCUCCUCCUGCAGAUUGUGGAUAAAAAUCUCGAAAUCUUCCAUUCGAGCGCAUCAGGGGGCACGCAGCUGACCCUCCGGAGGGGCACAGCAAUCAAGGUGAUGUACCAAAGGGGCCAUGAGGAUACAAUUCCGCAAUUAAAAGACUGGCUGAGUGACACGAAUGUCACACAAGUGGAGAUUUCGUGCAAAAUGCUCCAGGAAGUUCUGAAUGUCUUCGCUGAAAAUGCUCAGGUUCUCCCGCAGGUGUACAGAAGUAGCUGUGGCUUCCACCUCAGCUAUUUGUUUCUCUAACAAAUAUUUAGUUCUUUUUUUUUAACUUGUACGUAGGAAUUAUUUAUGACAAGAAAAAUGUGAAUUAAAGAAUUAUUUUGCAAUAAAAAUUGGAGUUUCUUCUGUGGGUGAGAUGAA
Molecule: messenger RNA, 2359 nt
Organism: Lutzomyia longipalpis
Lineage: Eukaryota; Metazoa; Arthropoda; Insecta; Diptera; Psychodidae
Gene: Dcps
Product: m7GpppX diphosphatase
Exons: 3
Coding region: 184-1119 (311 amino acids)
Biological process (GO): deadenylation-dependent decapping of nuclear-transcribed mRNA
Cellular component (GO): nucleus; P-body
Molecular function (GO): hydrolase activity; RNA 7-methylguanosine cap binding
Source: RefSeq, a predicted model, not a curated record